Messenger RNA from Quercus lobata, 1208 nucleotides. Its product is annotated as transcription factor bHLH52-like. The coding region runs from base 176 to 1030 and encodes 284 amino acids. The transcript has 2 exons. Gene Ontology annotation, biological process: regulation of DNA-templated transcription. The record is from RefSeq and is a predicted model, not a curated record. Gene Ontology annotation, molecular function: DNA-binding transcription factor activity; protein dimerization activity. Lineage: Eukaryota; Viridiplantae; Streptophyta; Magnoliopsida; Fagales; Fagaceae.
CUAAUUUUAUAAAGACUUUUAUUUUUUUGGCACUUCACAAAUUAUUUUGAACAGAGAGGAAUUGCAACCACUAAGCACUAAAAUUGUUCACUUUGUGUUAAUUAGCUUGCUAUGUAAUUGUUCAAAGUUUAAAUGAUAAUAUAUACAUUGUUUCUCUUCUGCAGGUUUUACCAUCAUGGCCUUGAGUACAUACACAGAGUUGGGAACACUUCAACACCUUAACACUCAGAUUAGUUUCCAACAAAGACACGCAGAGCUAGCAGGAGAGAUCCUAGGCUAUUCCAACAACUUUGAACUUCAAAAAACUCUGCUUCAUCCACUGUAUGACCAAGAAAGUUUCCUAAACCCUGAAGAAUGUUACACCCAUUUGCUUCCAUACUUAUCAUCUUCUUGUGAACCUUUCAUUUCCCUCUCUGAAAUGCUAACACCACCUCAAGAUUUUGAACCCUACUCAUUCCCAAAACGCCAAAGAUGCCAUGAAAAUCAAUUUAGCUUGGAUUUUUCACCAACUUUCUUUGAUGGGCUUGUUCCAAAUCCUUGUAUGGUGGCCGACGUUUUUCCUGAACUCUUCUCUCAACUGCCUGAGUAUGGUAUUCCACAGGUUGAUUGCACUCAAAAUGUUGAGAGUUCAAAGAAAAUGAAUGAAAGAAGUGUGUCGGCACAGAGCAUUGCGGCUCGAGAAAGGAGAAGGAAGAUCACUGAGAAGACUCAAGAGCUAGGGAGGCUGAUUCCGGGUUGCUCUAAAAUGAACACAGCUGAGAUGCUUCAAGCUGCUUCCAAGUAUGUCAAGUACUUGCAGGCACAAGUUGGGAUUCUUGAACUCAUGGGUGCAUUUCAGGAAACAUAUGCAAUCAGUCCCACAGAAAUGCAAGUCAUUCUUGCAUCUCCAAGAGUUCAAGAGAAGCUAUAUUUGGAGGAUAAGUGCUUGGUCCCAAAGGAGCUUUCCAAAUUGUGUGUGAAAGAGCAUGACAUUCUAUCUAAACCUUCAAUUUCUAAUGAUCACAAUCGCCUGGUCAAAUCAGAGGGUUGACAUGAAGGCCAAGCAAGUGAAAAAUAUGUUACUCUUAUGUGAUUUAGUUGUAUAUAGUGUUGCUUUUUGUAAAUAAUUUUCGUGCAAAGUACUUAUCCAUUUCAUCUGAUGGUUAAUAUUUUUCCACCUGAAAGUUUCUCAUCCAAAAAAUUGGUGCAGAAUAUAUGUUUGUUCAGCU